Messenger RNA from Cygnus atratus (black swan), 1896 nucleotides. It is a transcript of the gene IL7R, whose product is annotated as interleukin 7 receptor. NCBI's taxonomy places the organism in Eukaryota, Metazoa, Chordata, Aves, Anseriformes, Anatidae. The transcript is spliced from 13 exons. Gene Ontology annotation, cellular component: external side of plasma membrane; membrane. Gene Ontology annotation, biological process: positive regulation of receptor signaling pathway via JAK-STAT; cytokine-mediated signaling pathway; hemopoiesis. Bases 1 to 1896 code for a protein of 631 amino acids. The record is from RefSeq and is a predicted model, not a curated record. Gene Ontology annotation, molecular function: cytokine receptor activity; protein binding.
AUGGCUCCCAUUCAGUCAGCUCAAGUGAACAACUUUGUAAAGAAUGAGAGGCAAAUGAUCCCUGCACCUAAGCUCAUGGACAUCACUGUGGAAGAGGGAGAUGCAGGUGUCUACCGAGCACUUAGCAUUGCUGCUGGAACAUAUAUUCAUAGAAAAGAAGAAUCUUCUCUUGCUUUUCCUUAUAUCGAUGUAGUGACAAAUGGGGGACCUUUAAUGGAAGAUGAAAAUGAAGUCUUGAAUUGCACAGGUGAAGGAAAAAUUUCACUGGCAACUCUACUCAAAGUGUUUCGUGAUGGAGCAUGUACAAAUGAAGAUAAUCAUAGAUUUAGUAGCUCGGAGAAGGAAGGCAGAUAUGAUAAGCAUUUCAUAAAAAUAUACAAAGAAUUAGACACUGAAGAUCUGACACCUAUUCCAGUUGAAUUCCUUUUGAAGCAUCCUUUCAUUCAAGACUUGAUCAACAGGUACCAAGAGUACAAGCUUAUUGUCGUGCACACAUGCAGUGUGCCCAGGAUGACACGGACGAGUACAGUAUUGAGCAUUUUCGUCUUGUUUCUUCGUACCACUUUUGGGGAAAGUGGUUGCACUUCUGCAGAUGGUGAUGGGACCUUUGAAGAUGACGAACCGGGCAACUUUGACGUUGACUGCUUCAGCCAGCUGGAAUUUAAGGAUUCCUACAGCAGCCUGACCUGCAAUUUUACAGAGAUGCCUCCUCACAACACUAACUAUACCCUGGCUGUGUGUACCAAAGAAGACAGCAAUUAUGUGUGUUUCGAUAUGGAGAAACGGGAUGACGUGUAUUUCUUACAAUUCACUGAUAUACUCUCGAAUAAAGAUAUUUGCAUGGAAUAUGAGAUAAAGAGAAGAGUCUGCAGGAGUCUGUUCGUCACUGACAUUGUUAAACCCGAGGUACCAUUCAAUAUCAACAUCACAUACCAAAAGGAGGCAAAUGAGUAUCUUAUUCACUAUAGUACACCACAUUCAUGGAAGAAAUACUUAAAGGACAAAUUAAUACACCAAAUAGCCUAUCGGCAGGGAGAAGGUCCUUGGAAGACAAUAGAAUCGCCAUACCUUCAGGUAAAGUUACUGGGGAAAAACCUCGAAACAGGUGCCUCUUACGAGGUGAAAGUACGCUCGCAGCCCAAUGGAGAUUAUUUUAAAGGCACAUGGAGUGAAUGGAGUGUCUCCAAGAGCUUCAGGACUGCAGGAGAGCACUCUGCGGAGAGACAUAACAGCAUGUUCGUGAUUAUGCUCUCCAUCCCUGGAUUCAUUCUGUCAGUUGUCAUGAUUGUACUGAUCCUAAGUUUUUGGGAAAGCAGGAUCAAGCCUGCUAUGUGGCCAAACCUUCCUGAUCAUAAAAAAACUCUGGAGCAACUGUGCAAGAAACCAAAAAAUAAUUUUGAUAUAAGCUUUAACCCAGAGAGUUUCGGUUACGUUUUUAUCCAUAAAGUGGACGGCAUUCGAGCAAAAGCUGAACAGGAAAGUUUUCUGCAGCCACCAACUGCUCCAGAGACGAAUGUUCCAGCAAAGGUUAGGAGUGCAUCAGACCUGAAGAGGAGCCCUGCAAGGACAAACAAAAGCAACCUAAACCUGUCCAUGAGUUAUGGAGGAAUCUGGUCAUCAGAAGCCCUGCAUGGACUCCUGGGAAGCAACCAGUCUGCAGGCACCGAAGGCGUCUGUGGAUCCAGCAUGUAUGAGGUGUGCCACAGCAGCGAGUUGCCCCUGUGUGACCAGGGUACUGACUUUCCCUCUGCUCCUCCCCUGGAUCCCUCAGGCCAACCUGGACCAGAGCCCCUGGAAGGUGACAUGGUGUCCCAGAUGUCACCUAGCAGUGAACUGAGGUCACCAAACAAUGAAGAAGCCUAUGUCACCAUGUCUAGCUUUUACAAAAAUCAAUAG